This is a messenger RNA of Nezara viridula (southern green stink bug), 363 nucleotides long. NCBI's taxonomy places the organism in Eukaryota, Metazoa, Arthropoda, Insecta, Hemiptera, Pentatomidae. The record is from the annotation of a GenBank genome assembly.
AUGGAUGUCGUCGCUUUCCUUGUCUCCUCUGUCUUUGAUCUGCACAAGAAAGUCCUCUAAGAGAACAGCCCCCGGUGCAGGCUAACGGUACUAGGUAAACAAACUGGAGUCGCUGAUGAACAUUUAACAGGUUGGGAACGGUUCCCACGCAAGUCACCUCCAGUGUGUAUUUACCACGGAUAUAAUGAUAGCCGGGCCAGUGCCAUCCGUCACUACUACCAACCUCCGCUGGCUAAUCUACCCAGGGCUGCCAAAUCACCUCCCAUUCAUGAAUAUAAUAUAGAUACCUUAGGAGCUAGCCCAGAGGCAACCAUCAGCCAUACAUAUUGUAGACAAAUUGGUCGGCUCCGUCCAAUACUGUAA